AAGUCUCUUCUGGAUAAAACACUCUUCAACUCUCCAUCCUCCUCCUGGAGCAGAGCUCAGAGCUCCAUCAUCAAAUUCCUACCAAUGGCUUCCUCACUCGUUUCUUCUUUUCAACCCAGGUCAGCAUUUUUGGGAGAUAGGAAUGUGUUCAAGGUCUCAAGCACCCCAUUUGCUCAAGUGGGUUUCUCCAGUAAGACCAUUGAGUGCAAGGAAUCAAGGAUAGGAAAACAACCAAUCGCUGUACCUUCCAAUGUAACCAUUGCUUUAGAAGGUCAAGACUUGAAAGUGAAAGGUCCACUGGGAGAGUUGGCUUUAACUUACCCACGAGAAGUUGAGCUUACCAAGGAAGAUUCAGGUUUCUUAAGGGUCAAAAAGACCGUCGAAACUAGAAGAGCCAACCAAAUGCACGGCCUUUUCAGGACGCUAACAGAUAACAUGGUUGUGGGAGUAUCAAAGGGAUUUGAGAAGAAACUUAUACUUGUGGGUGUUGGUUACCGUGCAACAGUCGAAGGGAAAGAGUUAGUACUGAAUCUCGGGUUCUCGCACCCGGUUAAGAUGCAGAUACCGGAUAGUCUGAAAGUGAAAGUGGAAGAGAACACAAGAAUCACAGUGAGUGGUUACGACAAGAGUGAAAUCGGGCAGUUUGCUGCGACGGUUAGGAAGUGGAGGCCACCGGAGCCAUACAAGGGUAAAGGAGUCAAGUAUUCGGAUGAGAUUGUUCGGAGGAAGGAAGGAAAAGCUGGAAAGAAGAAGUGAUCUUCAUUUGCAUUGCUAUCUCUCUACUUUCUUGUCUACUUCCAAUGUUAAUGUGUAUUUUGCUCAUAUCUGUUUAGAAAAUGGAGAUGUUUGUUUUGGGAUUCUUCACAAGUUUUAAAGGAACCCAUUAAUUGUUUUUAA
Molecule: messenger RNA, 897 nt
Organism: Capsella rubella
Lineage: Eukaryota; Viridiplantae; Streptophyta; Magnoliopsida; Brassicales; Brassicaceae
Product: 50S ribosomal protein L6, chloroplastic
Exons: 3
Coding region: 85-756 (223 amino acids)
Biological process (GO): translation
Cellular component (GO): ribosome
Molecular function (GO): structural constituent of ribosome; rRNA binding
Source: RefSeq, a predicted model, not a curated record